UUGCGCUAUUACAUCAGCAAACUCAGUCUUUUUGUAUCCGGGUCGGCGGAUCAUGAUGGCGGCCACCGCGGACAAAACAGCCGGCAUGAGUAAAAUGCUGCAGUUUAUGAAACUUAUCGGACAACUGAAAAGGGUGCCGCGGACCGGCUGGGUGUACAGGAAUGUGAAGAAGCCGGAGAGUGUGUCCGACCACAUGUACCGCAUGGCCAUGAUGUCUCUGACCAUCACUGACCCCACAGUGGACAGGGACAGGUGCAUAAAGCUGGCUCUGGUUCACGACAUGGCAGAGUGCAUUGUGGGAGACAUCGCGCCAUCAGAUAACAUCAGCAAAGCAGAGAAACACAGGAGAGAAGAGGAAGCGAUGAAGCAACUAACGAGUCUUCUUCCGGAGGCUCUCAGACAGGAAAUCUACACACUGUGGGAAGAAUAUGAAACUCAGAGCAGCGCAGAGGCCCGGCUGGUGAAACAGUUUGACCAGCUGGAGAUGAUCCUGCAGGCGCACGAGUAUGAGGAGCUGGAGGGAACACCAGGAAGACUGCAGGAGUUCUUUGACUCCACAGCCGGUCGUUUCCACCACCCGGACGUUCUCCAGCUGGUCAGCUCUAUGAACAAAGAGCGAGAAAGUCACAUGACCAACACAGAUGGCACAAAGACGUCUGAGCCAUCGCAGGCUGCUGAUUCGGUGCCUGAAAAAGACCACACAACGUCACACUCUUCCUGACUGUAACACGCACACAGUGAACAGGACUUCUCAGGUAGACAGAGAUGCUGGAUUCAGACAAACAGUCUGUACAGGGACGCACAAGCUGUAAUAUUGUUUUUGUUUUUUUUGUCUAAAUCACACCAGUUCAUUGUUUUAGUCAUUGUUUUAUAUGUUUUCAGUUUACACACAUUAUUGCGUAUUUUAAACCAAGACAAAGUUAAAGCAAAGACUGAAGAUUUGAAGUAGCAAAUGACUUUUAAGGAACCGCUACGUUUACAUAUUAUGUAGUAACGCCAUUUCUUGAUCUUGUAUUUGUGACAGCUUGUGUUUUUCAGUUAUUUGAUAUACAUGUACAUCUUUAGUGUUUGAUACUUGAAUGGGAAUCAGGUAUGAAUCUAAAAAAGAUGCACUCACACUUGGCUCCUGAAAGUAAACUUAGAGGCUUCAAAACCCAAGUUUGGCAUCACAUUUAUAACUGUGGCGAGGGCUCUCAUCUUAACUAAUUUGGUGCUUUAAACUUUUCACCUGUGCUGGUGUGAUUAGAUCUGUGAUUGGCUGAACAAAUAAGGUGGUGGAGUAGGUCUGAUAUCAGUUAUUGUCAAAGAUUCCUUCAGAAUGAUCUCAGUCGUUCUGCAUUUUUAAAUUAGAGAGAAAUUAUCUGCAAACCUUCCACAGUCUCUGAGACUGACUGGCGGAUGCGACUGUUUGCAGACAGCUUGCCUCCUAAAAGCUGACGUGUGCAAUCAUUGUGCAAUCAAGCAGUUGCGUGUAUGCAACACCUUCAAGCUUUGAGCAAGCAUUUAAUCACCUCAAGCUGCAGCUGGUUUAAGAAAAUGAAAAAAUCAAUACCAGACACUGAUUUCUUUAUAGAUGGAAGGAGGUUGUGGUCUUAUUUUUAUUCAUGACUGAGCUCUUGGCUUGCUCUGAAUUAGAAGGUAGCUUUGUCGAGCUAAGUGUGUCCAGUGAUUUUCUUUUGAGCUGAUUUAAUAUCAGUUUGCUCACCAAACGUUGUCUCGUUACGAUUGUGCACAACAACACAUGAAUUGAGCUGUGGUUUGGGUAAGGCCUUGAAGGGGACUGGCGGCGGCUCCCGGGCCUGGCAGAUCCUGGCAGAAGUGAAAGAAUUGAAAAAUGGCAGGUAGGAUGGGGCAUGAAAACAGCUUGCAGAACUGGGUGAUCAUAUAUAGAUAAGAACAGGAAGUGGCGUGUUUAGAGACGUGGUCCUGCUCCUGAAAUUCAGAUACUUUAAUGCAACAGUGUCGCUGCACCAUUACAUUGUAGUCCAUAAAUGAUAGGUGUGUUUUAGAAACAAUGCUGCAGAUAAACGAUUAUUUUAGUAUUCUGCAGGUAUUAAUGUUUGUUCUGUUUUCCUCAUGCUUUUCCAGAGUGCUGUUGAAACUGUAGAGUGACAUCAGGUUUGGUUCAAACAAUCUUUAUUAUACAUACUAAAGUCAUAAAAACAGUUAUUGAUCAUUCACAUACAGUGUUAUUGUACAUGAUGGUCACAGUUAUGUCUUUUUGUGUUUAUGCUGUAAAGACAUUUAUUACAUAAAAGGUUUAUUGAAAUCAAUUUUCCAAAGACAGAACAGAACGAGUUAUUUUUAGUGAGUCUGUUUCUGUUUAUGGAUUUUAUUGAAUGUAUUUCAAGGGCCAAGCAUCUUCUCAUGGGAGAGGACCAAAAACAAAAGUUUAACACAUGAAAGAGAAAGUAAAAACUACAAAACACAAACGAUUAUUUACUGCAAAUAAUACAAAGACAAAGUAAUGAGUUUGCCACACAGAGCAGAUUUGAAUAGUUGCAAAGAUCAUUCUCAUCGUUUACGGCACCAACAUUUUAGUUAUAGUGACACUGAAUUCAAUUUUUCAGCGUUAAAAUCUGAGCUCAUGUAGUUUCACCACGUGCGUAACAGCAUUCGCUGGAUUAAUGCGUCACAUUUACAGCCAAGAAUUGUGCUCCCGAUGAUACAUCAUGUCGCACUGAUGCUUUUUCACAUAUACACCACUGCUUCCUGUAGUUGCUCUCACAGUUUGCAUUUAGAUAUUCAAACAGACCCCAGCUGCAGCUGACUGCGCCUCCCCAACCCCAUGUGUAUAUCAGUACACUGAGUAUAUAUCGUGAAAUGCCGACGACAAAAUGUUUUUAGAUGCCACAGUGAAACCCGAGGAGCUAGAUCUUCUGUAGUAGUGUAAAAUCCUUUAUACAAAUGUCACCCAGGAUGUUCAGGUUGAUCGGUCACAUUUUUACAGCAUUAAGUAAUAAAAUUACUUAAUUUUUUAAAUCACAAACAUAUUUCUAGUAAAGAUGUGAAACAGCAGUUUUCUGCUGUCCUAAUAAAGAAAGGUAGCUGUUUUAAAACUCUUAUACUGAUGCGGUGUUGAACAUCUACUGACACUUUUUCCACUCGUCUUAAAUUUACACAUCUCACGGAGGAAUCGGCCUUUUGCUUUGUGUCUGGGGAAACCCAGCUGUGAUCUGACAGCUGAGUGAACUACA
Molecule: messenger RNA, 3197 nt
Organism: Pundamilia nyererei
Lineage: Eukaryota; Metazoa; Chordata; Actinopteri; Cichliformes; Cichlidae
Gene: hddc2
Product: HD domain containing 2
Exons: 6
Coding region: 53-721 (222 amino acids)
Cellular component (GO): cytoplasm
Molecular function (GO): 5'-deoxynucleotidase activity
Source: RefSeq, a predicted model, not a curated record